This is a messenger RNA of Dryobates pubescens (Downy woodpecker), 2925 nucleotides long. RefSeq names its product transmembrane channel like 5 (gene TMC5). The coding region runs from base 9 to 2618 and encodes 869 amino acids. Gene Ontology annotation, cellular component: plasma membrane. Gene Ontology annotation, molecular function: mechanosensitive monoatomic ion channel activity. The record is from RefSeq and is a predicted model, not a curated record. Lineage: Eukaryota; Metazoa; Chordata; Aves; Piciformes; Picidae. The transcript has 22 exons.
GACUUGUCAUGUCUUAUUACAAUGAAGCCUUUGAAAAUCCAGACUACCACUUCUCAGAGACACUGGAAAUUGAUAGGAGGAGGAGCUCUCAAAAGAAUCUGUUCCCUCAUCAACCCACUUAUGAUUCUUCACUGCAAGGUUCCUAUGGAGAAGAGGGCAGUGGAAGAGGACAGAAUUACCCUCUGGCCACACCAGUGGCCUCCAUGAGACAUGGCUCUGAAUACAGGGAAGGUUUACCAAGAGUUAAUGUCCAGAGCAGAAGUCCAUAUGGAAAUUCCACGGAUAAUCUUUCCUUUGAGCCUGAGCCAGAGCAGGUAUACAGCCCACAGUCUGCCUUCCAUCAGCUGAACCACCUCUCCAGCCACAGAAGUUCCAAUGUAUCAGAAGAGGGCUUCCUUUGGAGACGCCACCGAAGACCACCUGAUGAAAUCUUCAUGGCUUCUUUUGAAACAGAUCCAGCAUGCAAAGAAGAAGAAAAGUUAGUUGGAGAUCUUGCAAGUAUGUCCACCAGGGAAAGAAUUAAAGCAAUUCAGAAGAUGCCAGAGACCAUGAGAAAAAAGAGGGACAUAAGGAAUAAAGUUCUUAAAGAAAUAGCAAAAAAAUCAAGGCCUGGCAGGACUCAACUCUCCUGCUGUACCCAGCCCUUGCAGGCAACAAGAGUGUCGUUCCGGCGAUUCGGGAACAGCUUGUCAGGAUAUUUUCACCACCUGCGAAUAUUUCACAAGGCUCUGAAGAUCAUUGGUGCUGAGUUUGGAACAAGUGUUCUCUCCUACUUUAUUUUCCUGAAGUGGCUGCUAACUUUCAACGUCUUCUCGUUCCUCAUAAACUUCAGUUUCAUCACAAUCCCUCAGUUUAUUGCAGCAGAACCAAAUAACCUUACCUUCACAGGUCUGGAGCUGAUCACUGGAGCUGGUUAUUUUCAACAAACAGUGCUCUACUAUGGCUUUUACACCAAUGCUACAAUCAGUAAAACAGAGAAUGGUCCAUUUUACAACAUGCAGCUGGCCUACAUUUUCACCGUUGGAAUAUAUUUUGUCAUUUGUUUUUUUAUCUUGUUGCUCAGCAUGGCAAAAUCCUUCGUCAGGAACUUGACUAACCCCCAGACGUACCAAGGGAACGCUAGCAAGCUUCUCUGCGCUUGGGACUUCAACAUCACUAACGAAAGGGCUGUGAAGUUGAAACAAAAGAAUCUCAGCACACAGAUAAAGGAGGACCUCAUGGAUGUAAACCGAGAAGUUGUCAAUUUUUCUGUACAAGAGAGAUUUGUUCGUAUUGUUAUUCAUUUUGCUUCUUGGGUUGCCUCCCUGGCAACAGCAGUAAUUGCUUGUACUGGUGUUUACUUCCUCUCCAUUAACAACCUAAAGCUGUUUGUGAAAGAGCACACAAAUAACCUAGAGAGCCAAGCUGCCAUGUUGGUGCUGCCUGUCGCUGCAUCUCUCCUCAACACGUUCAUCCCAUUCUUCUACUCGUGGCUUGGACACCUGGAGAGAUUUCAGACUCCUGGGCAGCACAUAUAUGUCACUAUUAUCAGAAACAUUAUCCUGAAAAUAUCAGUCGUUGGAAUCCUGUGCUACUACUGGCUGACAGUUGUGGCUGCAUCAGAGUCACAGUGCUGGGAAACUCUGGUUGGCCAAGACAUCUAUCGCCUUGUUCUGGUUGACUUCAUCUUUUGUUUGCUUGGCUCUUUCUUUGGAGAGUUUUUACACAGGAUUAUCGGAACUGCAGUCUGUGAGAGCCUGGGGCGGCCAGAAUUUGAUAUCGGACGAAAUGUUUUAGAUUUGAUCUAUGCACAGACUUUGACCUGGAUCGGUAUCCUCUUCUCACCUCUGCUGCCUGCCAUUCAGAUGAUAGCAUUUUCUAUAGUAUUUUAUGUCAAAAAGGUCAGCCUCAUGAUGAAUUGCCAACCCCCUCGAAAAGUCUGGAGAACUGCUCAAAUGACAACAUCCUUCAUGUUCCUGCUGUUUUUCCCUUCCUUCCUCGGAGUGCUGUCUGUCAUUGGAGUCACUGUCUGGAGGUUAAAACCUUCAGAAAAAUGUGGUCCUUUCAGAGGUUUGUCUUCUAUGUAUGCUGCAGUCUCUGAGUGGAUAAAAAUACUGGAAAGCUUCACUGACUCAAAAUGGGUAGCAUGGAUCUACUAUAACUUAAUUACAAGUGAGCUGUUCUUCUUCAUCCUCUCCACGAUUGCCUUAAUUAUUACUUAUGUUUACUGGCAAAUCAUAGAAGGAAGAAAGACCAUGACCAAACUCCUCAAGAAGCAAAUUCAUAAUGAAGGAAAAGAUAAAAUGUUUUUGCUCCGAAAACUACGAGCACUGCAGAGGGCAAACCAAAACCCCUUGGUGACAAGAAGACAAGACCAGCAGAGAAACUCUUCAUAUGACCUGUCCAGGCAACCUGCCCAGAGAAUGACAGACUACCCAGAAAGGGCAUUUGACAGAAGUCAGAAUACAUCUUAUGAGUAUCCCUAUCCUGCUGGGAUCUGGAGGGGGUCUGACUUCCCACCAGAUUCGGAGGCAUCCCAGCCCAGCAGCAGGCCAGGCAUGUCUGAGGCCCUGGUGCUUGCUCUGCAGGCUCGAGAAGCAGCUCAGUGGGAAGACGAAGAUGACAACAAAUAUUUUUGACUGUGAGCAGGCAGAAACAGUCAUCAGUGUUAAGUCCCUGACUGGUGUUCUGCAGAAAGCAAUACACCUUUCCACUAAGAACUGAAAGAACCUUUCAGAUGGUUUUUUAAAGUCCCUAAAUGGAAGAGCAGAUUGCAGACUGCAUCCUGACUGCAGUUGAUGAUGAUGGAGAAUACCCUGCCUGUUUGGGUUGUUUCUGAAGCAGUGAUAUUCUGGGGACAGGCAGUCUUCCCCCAGGACUGGCUGUUACCUCCAUUCAAGGGUCCCUUCACAGCUGGUCACUUGUUUUUGACUAAAUACAAGAAAA